Messenger RNA from Camelus dromedarius (Arabian camel), 1583 nucleotides. It is a transcript of the gene SMIM32, whose product is annotated as small integral membrane protein 32. The coding region runs from base 577 to 888 and encodes 103 amino acids. The record is from RefSeq and is a predicted model, not a curated record. Lineage: Eukaryota; Metazoa; Chordata; Mammalia; Artiodactyla; Camelidae. The transcript has a single exon.
GCGCAGCAGCCAAAGCCAGCGGGGACAGGCUUGCAGCACAUCAGGCAUCUCGACAGGGACUCGAGGCUGCAGAACUGCUCCGAAACGCGGCGGCGGUGCGGGAGGACGCGGAGGACUCCCAGCUUUGGCCCUCAGUACACUCCCAGUGUACUAAGCAUCUCAGCGGUGCCCGGCAGGGACCUCGAGCUGCGGCCGCACUCACCAGGCACCUCUCAACGCCGCUGCAGCCCAGGGGCGCCCCGGAGCCCGGAGCUCCCCGGAGCUGGGGUCCGAACUGAGAGGGCGGCCGUAAACCCGGGUAGCUUGAUUCGGGACCGCGGGUGGCGACGGCGAGAAACAGGGAAAGCCCGGGGAUCACGGAAGCCGAGCCGUCCAGCUCCGAGCCUUGGGGUCUGCCGCCUGGCGAAGAGGGCAGCGAAGCGCGGUGGCCCGGGAACUCCGCAGCCCCGUUGGCCCCGCGGGCACUGGCUCGCGGUCAGCAGCGCGCAGCGGGGCGCGCCAUGGAGGCGCCGGGCGGCGCCGGGCAGCGUGAGGCGAAGUGAGGUGGCUGGGCCGGGGUCGGCGGGCCCGCGGGCCAUGUACGGCGACGUGUUCAACGCCACGGGCGGCCCGGAGGCGGCGGUAGGCGGCGCGCUGGCCUUGGCAGCCACGGUCAAGGCAGAGGGCGCUUUGCCGCUGGAGCUGGCUACCGCGCGCGGGAUGCGGGACGGCGCGGCCGCCAAGCCCGACCUGCCCACCUACCUGCUGCUUUUCUUCCUUCUGCUGCUCUCCGUGGCGCUCGUCAUCCUCUUCAUUGGCUGCCAGCUGCGCCACUCGGCCUUCGCCGCGCUGCCCCACGACCGCUCGUUGCGGGACGCCCGCGCACCCUGGAAGAUGCGGCCGGUGUAGUGGAGGAGCGAGCCAGGGUGGCGGGCGCCGCGUCUCGAUCUCGCUACCAGCAAGCCGGUAUGAGAGUGUCAGGGCGCGCCUGACGCCCCUGGAGGACAUAGCGCUCUGACCGAUCACCCUUCCCGACCUCGAGCGGCACCCUGGGCAUAAAGGGAAUCCGAGGUUAGAAGACUGCGGAGGGUCCCGAGCCUCGUGGCAGCCGCGAACCAAGGUUCUACUCCACUGGCUGAGCCUCUCUUUUCCGGGCAGCGGGUCUAGCCCGGGUGCCUUCCUGCAAGACUGCGCGCCCGCCGGGACGCGGGAGCCUUCCUCGCCGCUUGCUGAUUUACCUACUUUGCGCAUCCAACGGGCAGGCGAGGCGAGCGCGCAACCAGACAGGAGCUGCCCGUCCGGAGCCCCAGCCCUAUGGCUGUUUUCCCGCAGAUGCUACUGCCUCUCCCACUCUUCGGCACCGAGGGUCCCACUAGGAUCGGAGCGUGAACUCAGCCAGACUUGGGAAUAAUGGCCUUUGGGGGCUGCGUCCCCCCUGGGAAGUGAGGGGAUGUGGAGAUUCAGUGCGUUCCAACCGGGUUCAAGGACCUUUUCUUUGCCCACGUGCGCGAAGGGGAAGCUGGUCUAGAGAGGCAGGGUCCCACCUGCAGCACCCUGUGCUGGGGGAUCCGCGUCCCACAUAUUCUGGGGCCGCAUUUCUACAA